AAUGCCUAAUCAUAACAGCCUCUUCAUCUCCAUCGACAUUCUGCGCCGUCCACCAACGGACUUGUCUCUGUCUCUCUCUCACUCAAUCGCGCGCGAGAGAGCGCAUUGCGUCACCCAUCGAAAAGACAGAUCCUGAUCGUAAUCUGCGACCUGUUGCACGCGCUCUAUCUGUCUCGCUAUGGUUCUUUGAUAUCGCGAUUGGCUGAAGAUUUCUUGGCGUGAUUAUACGGAUCUCCCGGGAAGAUGUCGUCCAAAUACGGUGACCUUUACAGUGAGACCAGUUACCAGGUGUACCAUGCCAAUUACGCCCGCAAUGCCAAGGCCAUCGGGGUGCUGUGGGCCAUCUUCACCGUCUGCUUCGCCAUUAUCAAUAUUGUCGCCUUCGUGCAGCCGCAGUGGCUGGGAGAUACCCUGCUCAGUCCAGGCACCGGACAUUUCGGCUUGUACAAAUAUUGUCGAUGGACCGGGAUGGGCACCGAGUUGAGCUGCGAUGGAACGCUGUCGGAUUUCUCCACGAUCCCCAGUCAUGCGUUUCGCGCCAGCACGGUGUUUAUCGGGAUUUCCGCGCUGAUCAUCCUGGUGUGUAUUGUGUGUAUGAUCCUGUUCUUCUUCCUUCAUCCGGCCACGGUCUACCAGAUCUGCGGAUGGCUGCAAGCAUUUUCCGCGCUGCUGAUGUUCCUGGGUGUGGUGAUUUAUCCGUCGGGAUGGGAUCAUCCGGUGGUGCGGUCGGUGUGCGGCAACGACGCGGUCAAAUACUACCCGGGCGGUUGCAGUGUGCGCUGGGCAUAUAUUCUGGCCAUUCUCGGCAUGUUCGACGCCAUCGUUUUAGCCGCGCUGGCCUUUGUCCUGGGGACUCGCUACAUCCGCCUCUCGGAGACCAUGGUCACGACGUCGCGAGCGCCCUCUGUCUAUAAAGGUGACAUUAAUUCGGCCUACACCGGCACCGGGAUCCCGGCCGACGCCCAGUCCGUUGUGUCCAAGCGCUCGAUGAACCUGCAACCGGUGCUGUACCCGCCCGGCCACGAUCACGCCGAUCAUCCCGGCAAGAUGAGCGAAUUCACGGCGCGCCGCGACCGCUCCAUCGGCAAACCGCAGACACCGCGGCUGCACGACCGCAACGACCAUUUUCACCUGUAGAUGUUCUCUAUCUUGCAAGUGGCCAAUAUGUGUUCCUGUUUUAUGUAGAUACCGACAACUGUCUUUUGGCUUUGUUCAGCUUUAUACAGCAUUGAAAUUGGAUUUAAAAUUAGUCGUUUUAUAGUGGAAAUGCAGUAAAUCUACUGCAGUAUAUUACGCUGGGGACGUGCGUGAUUGAAAAGGUCAGUCUUUGGCGUUCGCAUGAUUUUCAUACCAGAAAAGAAUGGAAAAAGUAAAAA
Paramacrobiotus metropolitanus is the source of this 1376-nucleotide messenger RNA. Its product is annotated as LHFPL tetraspan subfamily member 3 protein-like. The record is from RefSeq and is a predicted model, not a curated record. The coding region runs from base 244 to 1137 and encodes 297 amino acids. Gene Ontology annotation, cellular component: plasma membrane. NCBI's taxonomy places the organism in Eukaryota, Metazoa, Tardigrada, Eutardigrada, Parachela, Macrobiotidae. Gene Ontology annotation, biological process: sensory perception of sound. The transcript has 5 exons.